Arachis duranensis is the source of this 1167-nucleotide messenger RNA. RefSeq names its product probable ADP-ribosylation factor GTPase-activating protein AGD13. The transcript has 7 exons. The record is from RefSeq and is a predicted model, not a curated record. NCBI's taxonomy places the organism in Eukaryota, Viridiplantae, Streptophyta, Magnoliopsida, Fabales, Fabaceae. Bases 138 to 866 code for a protein of 242 amino acids. Gene Ontology annotation, molecular function: GTPase activator activity; phospholipid binding.
AUCCUAAAUGGGCGUCAGCCAAUAUUGGAGUAUUUGUUUGCUUAAAAUGUUGUGGUGUGCACAGAAGCCUUGGUUCUCAUAUAUCAAAGAUUUUAUCUGUGACUUUGGAUGAAUGGACAGAAGAAGAAAUUGAUUCAAUGAUUGAAGUUGGGGGGAAUGCUGCUGCUAAUUCAAUAUAUGAGGCUUAUAUUCCAGAAGGACAUAAAAAACCUGAACCAGAUGCCAGCCAUGAACAGCGUGCAAAUUUUAUAGUGUCAAAAUAUGAGAAUCAAGAAUUUUUGAAACCUGGCUUGCGCAUUGUGUCUGGGAAAGGCGGUCCAAAUUCAAACUCCGCAAAAAGUCGCAUCGAUGGUGGUAGUUCAAAGAGAACGGAAGGUAUGGUGGAAUUUAUUGGAAUGUUGAAGGUGAAAGUGAUUAGAGGCACCAAUUUAGCUAUUAGAGAUAUAAAGACAAGUGAUCCAUAUGUUGUUUUGAACCUUGGCACACAGACUUCCCAGACAAGGGUAAUAUCGAGUAACUUGAAUCCAGUCUGGAAUGAAGAAAUUAUGUUGUCCGUUCCUGAAAUAUAUGGACCAAUAAAACUGAAAGUGUUCGAUUAUGACACAUUUUCUGCUGACGACAUAAUGGGAGAAGCAGACAUUGACAUUCAGCCCCUGAUAUCAUCUGCCAUGGCAUGUGGUAAUGCUGCAAUGUUUGCCAAUAUGCAGAUAGGGAAGUGGUUAAAAGCUGAUGGGAAUGCACUUAUUGAAGAUAGUAUAGUCAAUAUUGUUGAUGGGAAGGUUAUACAGGCCAUGACACUGAAGCUCCAGAAUGUUGAAUGUGGAGAAAUAGACCUAGAAAUUGAGUGGAUUCCUCUUGAUCAAUAGGUACUUGCCCAUGUUAAACUACCAAUUCUCUUGUUGAAAUCCCUGUAACUUUUUUCAUAUACUAUGGUCUCCUUAUCCUAGAAGAAUAUCCUUCCCAACAUUGUACACAGAUAAAAAGGAACGGAGAUAGUAAUAAUAAUAAUAGAUUAUGCCAUGUAUAUUUAUUUCUUACUGUUAAAUACGAAGCUUAAUCAAAUUGUCUCCUGAGAACAUAUAACUUUUUUGGUUGUGUUGGUAAUCAUAACCUUACUUUUAUGAGUGCAAAUGCCAGUUUGCAUGAUGAUUGGUUUAUGCAGAACUA